AUGCAGUUCUCCACUCGAGCCCUUUCCCUGGCAGUCGGCCUGUCCCUGUCGUCUGCUAGUCCCGCUCCGUACGCCUCCCCGAGGCAGAUCACCCACAAAAACCUGGUGGUCUUCGGCGACUCGUAUUCCACCGUUGGCUUCUGGCCCGGCGGCACUCUCCCGGCCGCCGGCAACCCACUCGGCAACCCUGCCCUGCCGGGCCAAACCACCUCCAGCGGCCUCAACUGGGUCGGCCACCUCACCAGUACCCUCAACACCUCGUUGCUUUUGACCUAUGACUUUGCCGUCACCGGCGCCACCACCGACAAGCACAUCGUCGACACGUACGCGCAAUACUGCGUCGACGACCAGAUUGGCCAAUACACUCAGUACGUCUCUAGCAAGAUCAACAAAGCGGAUACCCUUGUAGCUGUCUGGAUUGGCAUCAACGACGUUGGUGAGCCCUUCUGGGAUAGGCAGGCCGCUCCCGUCGCCAAGACCAUGAAUCGAUACUUCCAGCUCUUGCAGACGCUCGUCGACGAUGGUCUGGAGAACUUUGUCUUGCUCACCAUUCCUCCCUUCUCUGACCAGAUCCCCGCCAUGAUCGGCCAGCCCGAGGCCGACCUGGCCCGUCUGCGCUCAGACAUCGAGUCCUACAACCAGGCCCUGAAAGAGGGCCUCGCCGCUUUCAAGUCAUCCAACAGCAGUGUCAAGGCCCUUGUCUUCGAUACCAGGCCCUCUUUUGAUCUCGUCGUCAAUAAAUUUGCCGAGUACGGCGCCAGGGAUGCGACCUGCUACGGCUCAAGGGACUGCUUGUGGGCCGACAACUACCACGCUGGCCAGGCCAUUCACAGGCUUCUUGCAGAGAACCUAGUCAAGGCCGUUGGGGGAAACUUUGUGUUCUAA
This is a messenger RNA of Colletotrichum graminicola M1.001, 885 nucleotides long. Its product is annotated as GDSL-like Lipase/Acylhydrolase. Gene Ontology annotation, molecular function: hydrolase activity, acting on ester bonds. The record is from RefSeq and is a predicted model, not a curated record. The transcript is spliced from 3 exons. NCBI's taxonomy places the organism in Eukaryota, Fungi, Ascomycota, Sordariomycetes, Glomerellales, Glomerellaceae. Bases 1 to 885 code for a protein of 294 amino acids.